Molecule: messenger RNA, 419 nt
Organism: Racocetra persica
Lineage: Eukaryota; Fungi; Glomeromycota; Glomeromycetes; Diversisporales; Gigasporaceae
Source: the annotation of a GenBank genome assembly
GAUAAUAAUAAUGAUAAGCCUUCAAGUUCUCAACUAUCUGUAAUAAAGAUAUUACAAUGCACAAUUCCUCCUCAUAAAGGAACCAAAAAGAUUAAUAUUCAUAGAGCAGUUGAUCCCGCUUUUCGUCAACCUUUCUAUAAAGUAUUAAGAAAAAAUAUAUUAUUUGCAAAUACAAAUGCAAAGAAGCAAAUAUAUAAUCUUUUAAAUAAAACUUCACAUUGGUUAAACAAGCAAUUUGAGCUAAAUGAGAUCUUACUUUGUAUAGAGCCCAUGCCAUAUCCUCAUACUAAUACUGCCAUUAAAGAAUUCCUUAUAAGUAAAGUUCAAGAAUUUAAUUUACAAAAUAAACUUACUUGUGUAGUAACUAAUAAUGGCACUAACAUGGUUGCAGCUAUUAAAAAUUGGGAUAAUAUAGAAAG